Molecule: messenger RNA, 974 nt
Organism: Lepus europaeus (European hare)
Lineage: Eukaryota; Metazoa; Chordata; Mammalia; Lagomorpha; Leporidae
Gene: FAM241B
Product: family with sequence similarity 241 member B
Exons: 3
Coding region: 117-491 (124 amino acids)
Cellular component (GO): intracellular membrane-bounded organelle
Source: RefSeq, a predicted model, not a curated record
GCUUCCUGUGAGGUCAGGUGAGAGGAAGCGGCCUCGCAGCCGCCACCAGUGGACGCCGCGGGGCCGGAGCCGCGUCCGCAGGUGCAGCCCAGCAGAAACCAGCAGCUCCUGGAAGGAUGGUGCGGAUCCUGGCCAAUGGGGAAAUUGUGCAAGAUGAUGACCCCCGAGUGAGGACCAGUGCCCCGGCGGCGGCGGUGAGAGGUGGCAGUCCCCGGCAGAGCUUUCUCCACAGGGGCCACGGUGUGCCCCCAGGGGGUCCUGGUCCCCGCCAGCAGCAGCAGGCAGGUGCCAGGCUGGGCGCUGCCCAGUCCCCGUUCAGUGACCUCAACCGGCAGCUGGUGCACAUGGGCUUCCCACAGUGGCAUCUCGGCAACCACACGGUGGAGCCGGUGACCUCCAUCCUGCUCCUCUUCCUGCUCAUGAUGCUCGGCGUGCGUGGCCUCCUGCUGGUGGGCCUGGUCUACCUGGUGUCCCACCUGAGUCAGCGGUGACCUCCGGGGCCGAGGGGGCGGGGCCUGGGUGGGGGAUCUGCGGUGCCUUGACUGAGGGAUCAGGGAAGGGACUGGGGGUCGGGUUUCCCCGGUGUGUUCAGCAUGAGGCAGAGGGAGUCUGGGCCAGCCUCCCAUUCCCACAGUGUGGAGUGGCUGCCCUGGUCCACUCGAGAUAUUUUUGGGUAGCAUAGGGCCUACUUAUGUGGCACAGAAUCAGAGCAAGAAAGCAAUUCUCUUUCUAGUUCUCGUGUAAUCCUUUUGUGCAAGAAGAGAGACUCGGGGGGUGCCGGCGUGUUCUGAGGCCCCUGGAGCUCCCGCUGAUCUCCCUCUUCCCGGGGGCAGGACGUGGGGCGGGGUCCACGUACAAGGUUCCAGACUUUUAUAGCGCCAUCUUUGUUUCCAUGACGUAUUUCUAUUGGCUGCCUUUUAUUUCUGACAAGGGGGAUUGGCAUUGUAUUUAUUGUGGUAUUUACAAUAAAUAGA